Messenger RNA from Colletotrichum graminicola M1.001, 1311 nucleotides. Its product is annotated as fungal Zn binuclear cluster domain-containing protein. Lineage: Eukaryota; Fungi; Ascomycota; Sordariomycetes; Glomerellales; Glomerellaceae. Gene Ontology annotation, molecular function: DNA-binding transcription activator activity, RNA polymerase II-specific; zinc ion binding. The coding region runs from base 1 to 1311 and encodes 436 amino acids. Gene Ontology annotation, biological process: regulation of transcription by RNA polymerase II. The record is from RefSeq and is a predicted model, not a curated record. The transcript has 3 exons.
AUGGAAAAGCGUACCCGGCGCCUCGGCCACAAGAAGUCGAGGAACGGGUGUCAGCGGUGCAAAGCUCGCCGUGUCAAGGUACGAAGGCCCCACGACCCCCGUCAUGACGCCGUGCUCCCCAAACUCACGUCUCUGGACCACCCGCAGUGCGACGAGGGCCGGCCGUGUCAAAAGUGCGUGGCCCACGGCGCCCACUGCAGCCUCCUCGAUCAUCCCGCACCACCAUUGACGGUGCCGGCCGCGCCACCAGCACCCUCCAAGCCUCCGGAGCCUGCCCCUGUUCGCCCGGCCACAUCAUCCCCGUAUCUUCCAGAGUCGGCGCCCGAUCCGCCCAGCCCAUUGGCUGUUGCGGAUCCCUGGGACCUCUCGGAUCAUUGGAUGAUGAGCCUACGCCUCAUGCACCACUAUAGCACCAACACCCGGCACAUCUUACCACAAGAUGCAGGCACGGAAGAGUUGUGGAAGACCACUGUCCCCGAGAUGGCUUGCUCGCAUAAAUUCCUCAUGCAUGGCCUGCUGGCCCUCGCAGCCCUGCACUACGCCCACGACCACUCCGAGGAGCGGAAGAAAUGGGACAUCAUCUCGGUGUACCACCAGAACAUGGCGCUGCGCUUCUUCGCCCUCCGCCUCACCGACAUCAACAAGGACAACUGCGAGGCCUACUUCCUCCUGGCCACCCUCAUCUUCAUCGUCAGCAUCUGCUCUGUCGCCCACAGCGACAGCCUGGGCCGGACCGCCUCGCUCGACGACAUCGCGCAGUCCUUCAUGCUCCUCCACGGCGUCAAGGGCAUCCUCAACUUCCAGCCCAUCGAGGCCUGGCAGGAGCGCGGCGGGCCCCUGGCGCUGCUGCUGCGCCCCCCCGUGCUGCCGCCGGGCCGGAGCUGGUCGUCGUCGCCGUUCCAGCGCCGCCUCGACGCCGUCACCGCCCUGGCGCGGGAGGUCCCUGCGUCCUUCGAGGCCGUCAUCAACCCGCAGUCCGUCUGCGUGCUGGCGCUCGAGUCCCUGCGGCGGACGCACCUCAUAUGCAAGAGCGAGCUGGGCAGGUCGAACAGCACCUGGAAGUGGUCGUCGGCGCUGCCGGCGCUGUUCGUUGAGAUGAUCAGCAACCGCCACCCGACGGCGCUCGUCAUCCUCGCCCACUUCGCCGCGCUGGCGUGGCCCCGCGAGAAGGCCGACUGGACGUCGGACGGGUGGUGCGCCGCCGUGGUGCGCCUCGUGGACGGGGCCCUGGACGACAGUUGGCGGUCAUGGAUAGAGUGGCCGAAGCGGAGCGUGACGGAGAGGAUCGAGGUUGACGAUAUGGAUGUUUAA